This is a messenger RNA of Pygocentrus nattereri (red-bellied piranha), 2528 nucleotides long. It is a transcript of the gene etfdh, whose product is annotated as electron transfer flavoprotein dehydrogenase. Gene Ontology annotation, biological process: electron transport chain. NCBI's taxonomy places the organism in Eukaryota, Metazoa, Chordata, Actinopteri, Characiformes, Serrasalmidae. Gene Ontology annotation, cellular component: mitochondrial inner membrane. The coding region runs from base 214 to 2070 and encodes 618 amino acids. The record is from RefSeq and is a predicted model, not a curated record. The transcript is spliced from 13 exons. Gene Ontology annotation, molecular function: electron-transferring-flavoprotein dehydrogenase activity; iron-sulfur cluster binding.
UUUGAGCAUUCCAGUCUGCCUCAGUGUCCUUAGAGAAGGAGACUUAUUUUAGCCACAGGGGUGAAAACAUUAACCUAAACAUUUGUGCCCCUGCUGAAUUAACAAAAAGCGUCAAAAACAGCCGUGAGUGUGCAGACAGCCCCGAAACGCAGAGUCCAGACCUAACAGAGCACAGCAGCUAGUUAGCUCCGCGCUAACCAGCCCGUUUUGGAGAUGUUUCCGUCCAGCAGAUACUCUCUCCAAGCUCGGCGGUGUAUACGUGCACUGAAGGCAGUUCAGACAGAACAUGUGGCUGCGCAGGUGUAUACAAGGCGCUGUUUCUCCGCUCCUGUGCCACGAGUUACAUCCCAUUAUACGAUCUACCCCCGAGAUAAGGAUCCACGAUGGGAGGGUGUGGAUAUGGAGCGCUUUGCUGAUGAAGCAGACGUCGUCAUUGUGGGUGGAGGCCCUGCCGGCCUAUCGGCAGCCAUCCGACUGAAGCAGCUGGCCAAUCAACAUGAGAAGGAGCUGCGGGUGUGUGUGGUGGAGAAAGCGUCUCAGAUUGGAGCUCACACAUUGUCAGGGGCCUGUUUGGAGCCCACUGCUCUCAACGAACUCUUCCCAGACUGGAAGGAGAGAGGGGCACCACUGAACACACAAGUUACAGAAGACAAGUUUGCCAUUUUGACAGAAAAAUACAGGAUUCCUGUUCCAAUUCUUCCAGGUCUCCCCAUGAACAACCAUGGAAAUUAUAUCGUGCGGCUGGGCCACUUUGUGCGCUGGCUGGGGGAGCAGGCCGAGGAGCUAGGUGUGGAGCUUUAUCCUGGCUACGCUGCAGCAGAGGUAUUGUUUCAUGAGGACGGAAGUGUGAAGGGAAUAGCCACCAAUGAUGUGGGGAUUGCUAAAGAUGGUUCUCCUAAGGACGUAUUUGAGCGAGGCAUGGAGCUCCAUGCCAAGGUCACACUGUUUGGGGAGGGCUGUCAUGGACAUCUGGCCAAGCAGCUCUACAAACACUUCAACCUGAGAGAGGGCUGUGAGCCACAGACCUACGCCAUUGGCCUCAAAGAGCUGUGGCUGAUUGACGAGAAAAAGUGGCGCCCUGGCCGGGUGGAGCACUCUGUCGGCUGGCCUCUGAACCGCAACACGUACGGAGGGUCCUUCCUUUACCACCUGAAUGAAGGAGAGCCGCUGGUGGCUCUGGGCUUCGUGGUGGGCCUGGACUACACUAACCCUUACCUCAGCCCAUUUAGAGAGUUCCAGCGCUGGAAGCAUCACCCCUCUAUAGCCCCCACACUGGAGGGUGGCAGCAGGAUAGCGUAUGGAGCUAGAGCUCUUAAUGAGGGAGGCUUCCAGUCUGUGCCUAAGCUGACGUUUCCAGGCGGCACUCUCAUCGGCUGCAGUCCAGGCUUCAUGAAUGUGCCCAAGAUCAAAGGCACCCACACAGCUAUGAAGAGCGGCAUGCUAGCAGCAGAGGCCAUCUUCAGCAAACUGACCGACGAGAGCCUGCAGUCCGAGACAACAGGUAUUUAUGUUCCUGAGUAUGAGCAAAGCCUAAAGAACUCCUGGGUGUGGAAAGAGCUGCAUGCUGUGAGGAACAUUCGGCCAUCGUUCCACAACUACUUCGGUCUCUACGGAGGGAUGCUGUACACUGGAAUCUUCUACUGGAUCCUGCGAGGCAAAGAGCCAUGGACGCUUAAGCACUGCGGUAUGGACUCGGCUCAGCUGAAACCAGCAAAAGAAUGCACGCCCAUCGAGUAUCCAAAGCCUGAUGGAAAAAUCAGCUUUGACCUGCUGUCAUCAGUGGCUCUGAGUGGGACCAAUCACGAGCACGAUCAGCCCCCUCACCUCACGCUGAAGGACGACGGUGUUCCUGUAGCACAAAAUCUCGCCAUCUAUGAUGGCCCUGAGCAGAGAUUCUGUCCUGCAGGUGUGUACGAGUUUGUUCCCCUGGAGUCAGGUGAAGGUAUGAGACUACAGAUAAAUGCACAGAACUGUGUGCACUGCAAGACGUGUGAUAUCAAAGACCCCAGCCAGAACAUCAACUGGGUCGUCCCUGAGGGGAGCGGAGGACCAGCCUACAAUGGCAUGUGAAAUGUGGCUUCUUUCUAGGGUUCUUUUAUGGUUUUCUUCAGGUUUUAUAUAGGCUCCUAUGGCAUCAUGCACAGGGUCUAUGUUUUAUUAACCUUCAAGGAGGAUUGCAGUACUUUAUGUGCCUACAGAACAUUCCCAUAUCCUCUGAUAUGGGCAUUAAGAGUGGAAUUAUCAUGAUGUAAGUGGCAUAGGUGUUUGUUCAAUGAAACAAGGCUUGAAAGGCUACUGGAACACAGUUUUAAUGUAAAAGAUUAACAUGUGUGACCAAGCAAACUUUUACAGGCUGCUCAGAUGAACAGCAGUAUUUUUGGUUUGUCUGCAUACGCACACUUAACUGAUGGGUGAUGCUAUUGUGUUAGCUGGACAGGUACUAGCCUAUGCGCUAACAGCUCUAGCUCAUUUGUUGCUGUACAUAGUAGCAAAUUCAGAAACUGGUAGAAUAAACUCAUUUUACCAAA